Messenger RNA from Cuscuta campestris, 929 nucleotides. The record is from the annotation of a GenBank genome assembly. Lineage: Eukaryota; Viridiplantae; Streptophyta; Magnoliopsida; Solanales; Convolvulaceae.
ACUCAUAUUUAGAGAGAGAUGGAGAGGUGGGGGGGAGAGAGGGAUUGGGUGGGGGUAUUUUUGGUACAUUGUGUGUUAAAAGGUAGAAUGGUGGAAGGUUGGCUUGCAAGACGGAUAGAGGGGAGCUCUGCGAGCCCUCAAGUGGUGGCAUGGAGAUUGGAUGGCCCACUAAUGUGCGCCAUGUUGCACACGUCACCUUCGAUACAGUUAAUGGGUUUCUUGGUUUCCCCUGUGGAGUUUGAACCCGUGGUUCCUAGAAGGACCCCUACUGCCAGGACUUCAACAUCAAGGUUUUUGAUUUUGGUUCAUUGCUCAUGUACUGGAGGGCAACACUUAUGUUGAAGUUGAUGUCGCCCUCUAGAUAUAUGCUCUCGAGGCUUAUGAUGGUGUACGCUCCUUGAAGGCUGAUGUGUAUGUGUUUGGUGUGUUACAUGCAGAGCUGCUCACCACCAAUACGCAACGUAACAUUGGUGAACGAUUUACGUGGUUGCUUAAUAAAGUUCAGGGUGGUGAUAAAAAGAUUAUAGAUGAGUCACUGGUGCAAGAUGGAGAUGAGCUCGUGAAAAGCAUCGACAGCUUAGUCAUGGCAUGCCUGAAAGUAGACCCGCAUGAACGGCCGGAUAUGAAGGAUGUUUUACUCGGGUUGUUGAAUUUGCCCAAGGGGAGAAAGAGAGCUCAACACAAUCAGGUCCUUAGAGAGGGGGAAUGUUCAUUGAAAAAUAUUCAUGCACAUUGUGCAUUGAAGAGGUAGUGCUGGAUUAAUAUUUCACACAAAUUCCCAGACCCUACUUGCGAGAAUUUAUUGGGUAAGUUUCACUAUUUUACAAUAUUUUUGUUAUGUGUUUUUCAACGAAAUGCUACGGAAUACUCCAUUAGUCCCAUAUUAUUUUACGUAUUUGACUUUUCAUGGCCGCUUAAACUGCAUUUCG